CUCAAACACAUUAUACUAGACUUAAGCUACUCAUUUUGUGACAAGAAACUGACGAAUUCCACUAAAGAUUAAAAGGAUUGCAGUGGAAAGUGCCUUGUUGUUCUAAGUCAAACACGGGGAAGACAUAGUCAACAUAAAGUAGCAUUGACCGGGAAAUAGUAUUAGGUGAAAGGGCAAUUUCACAUAUGGUAUAAGAUAUGGAGUCGUUGGGAUAAAAGGACAAUAGAGAGAAGUCAAAAGAUGUGUCCUUUUCAAAACUGCCCAACACAAAACCCUUUCUUAAAAGCACAUCACGACGGAGACUAGAUGAAAACCACAAGACAUGAUGAUUAGGGCCCUAAGCAGGAGGAAGGGUAGAGGCAGCUACAAGAAGCUCGGGGAUGAGGAAGAAGAAGCAGGCGCAGGGCUUUUAGAAGUAAAACAGCAGAAGGCUGCAGUGGAUCAUCAUGGGCAAUCCGUGGAGAAAAGCGGGGGUUCGGCUCACCCUCUAUUGAGUUUUUUCGAUAUGAGUCUAAAGAGAAAGAAGAAGACAAAGAAGAAAAGCACGACGACUGCAAAACCAGAAUUUGCUAGGUACAUGGAGUAUGUCAAGGAAGGAGGCGUUUGGGAUAACACUUCAAAUGAACCUGUCAUCUAUUACAGGUAGAUGAAAUAUGAUCAUAUAUAUAUAUAUGGGAGAAAAGAGUUUCCACAGAGGUUGUUUUGCAGAUAUUUGUUUUCGGCUUGUGAUAUAUAUAACUUGUAUUUGAAUAAGAAACGAUGGAUACAUACAUCAAACAAAGCUGGAAAGCUCGUCUAUAAUAUAAGCCAGGAUUUUGCCAUUUAA
Messenger RNA from Capsella rubella, 826 nucleotides. RefSeq lists its product as uncharacterized. NCBI's taxonomy places the organism in Eukaryota, Viridiplantae, Streptophyta, Magnoliopsida, Brassicales, Brassicaceae. The transcript has a single exon. The coding region runs from base 323 to 646 and encodes 107 amino acids. The record is from RefSeq and is a predicted model, not a curated record.